Molecule: messenger RNA, 1715 nt
Organism: Vitis vinifera (wine grape)
Lineage: Eukaryota; Viridiplantae; Streptophyta; Magnoliopsida; Vitales; Vitaceae
Product: zinc finger protein CONSTANS-LIKE 2
Exons: 2
Coding region: 337-1512 (391 amino acids)
Biological process (GO): regulation of flower development
Cellular component (GO): nucleus
Molecular function (GO): protein binding; zinc ion binding
Source: RefSeq, a predicted model, not a curated record
GAAACAUGGAGAGUAUGGUGGUAUUACGUACUUGAGAGAAAGUAAGGAUAAGUAAAAUGACAUGCACAUUAAAUGAUUCCAAAAGCAAAAGUGGGACCAAAGGGGAACCUCCGUGUCUCCGGGCGGACCACGGUUGGGCCCCACCAGAAACGCAGCUAGCCACAAGAUAACUUAACAACUUUUCGGAGCCACUAAAUAGGUGACGCGUGUCACUCAAAAGGAUUCUCUACAACCCCCACUUGCCUCUUCCGUCUUCCUACAGUUACCUCUUCACCACCCUUCGUUCACUGUGCACCCGAAACACAAACCUACGCUCACUCUCACAGUCUCACACACAUGUUGAAGGACGAAGGUUGUAACGCUGAUGCCGCCGCCGGUGGAGGCGGUGGUUGGGCUCGUGUUUGCGACACGUGUAGGUCGGCGGCAUGCACUAUUUACUGCAGAGCGGACUCCGCCUACCUGUGCGCUGGCUGCGACGCCCGCAUACACGCCGCCAACAGGGUGGCGUCGCAGCACGAGCGGGUCUGGGUGUGCGAGUCGUGCGAGCGCGCUCCGGCGGCGUUCGUCUGCAAGGCGGACGCGGCGUCGCUCUGCGCCACCUGCGACGCUGACAUCCACUCCGCUAAUCCUCUGGCCCGCCGACACCACCGCGUGCCGGUUCUCCCCAUCGCCGGCUGCCUCUACGGGCCUCCCGCCACCGACCCCGGAGGCACCGUGGUGAGGUCUGCCGCGGAGGCCGACAACGGCUUCCUGGGCCAAGAGGCUGAGGAGACCAUAGAUGAGGAAGACGAAGACGAGGCAGCUUCGUGGCUGUUGCUGAACCCAGUGAAGAAUAACAACGGAAGCAGCAACAACCAGAACAAUGGAUUGUUGUUCGGUGGGGAGGUGGAUGAGUAUCUGGACCUAGUGGAGUACAAUUCAUGCCCUGAGAAUCAGUUCAGUGAUCAGUAUAAUCAGCAGCAGCCGCCGCCGCAUUACAGCGUUCCGCACAAGAAUUAUGGGGGAGACCGUGUCGUGCCAGUUCAGUGCGGGGAAGCAAAGGGGCAGCUACACCAGCAGCAUCAGCAGCAGGGUUUUCAUCUGGGGAUGGAGUAUGAGUCCUCGAAAGCUGCCUACAGCUACAACCCUUCAAUUAGCCACAGCGUCUCUGUGUCAUCAAUGGAUGUUGGCGUCGUGCCAGAAGCAACAACUAUGAGUGAUAUCUCAAUCUCAAUCUCGCAUCCGAGACCUCCCAAGGGAACAAUCGACCUUUUCUCAGGCCCUCCAAUUCAGAUGCCAACCCAGCUGACUCCAAUGGAUAGGGAGGCAAGGGUCCUGAGGUACAGAGAGAAAAAGAAGACAAGGAAGUUUGAGAAGACAAUCAGGUAUGCAUCAAGGAAAGCAUAUGCAGAGACAAGACCCCGGAUCAAGGGCAGGUUUGCCAAGAGGACAGAUGUAGAAGUUGAAGUGGAUCAGAUGUUCUCUACGACAUUAAUGGCGGAAAGCGGAUAUGGCAUUGUCCCGUCAUUCUAAAUCCAGUAUCAAGGAGAGAAAGAAUUGUAUGAGUUUGUUACUAAAGACUCAACCACUAAUACUGUAUCUUUCUCGAUGUAAUGGGUUUGAAUUAAUGAGAAAUGUGCCUAGUAAUUUUGUAAGUUUUCAUUGUCAACUCUGUUUCUUUUUGUAAAUAUGCAUGUACAAAAAUUCAAUUUUGAAACUCAGCUUCUCAUUACUCA